GUGCCAUGAAUGCAUUUAAAAACUACGGAAAUGAGUAGAAUAGUGAUUUUUUCUUUGAAAAAGAUUUGAGUGUCGGUUUUUUGAGGAUUCGAUGAGAAUGUGUGCGUGCCAUAAGCCAGUGUCAAGUUGGUAGUGGUGAUAGCAGCCAAGAAAUGUUUUUGUGGAUUUUAGCAGAUUUCUGUGAUUUGAAGGCAUUUUCGAAGGAAAAUCCCAUGAAAAAUUAUUGGUAUUUUUUCCUGCUAUCUACUGAAUAUAUGCAGGUGAAGGAAACCACCACCGGCCGCAAGAAGCCUCCGGCAGCAGCGGCGGCUGCAAAGACGACGACGGAUAGCCAUGAUGCCAAGAAGCGUAAACACGGACAGCUCAAAGAGGAAGAUUCCCGAAGAACUAGCCUCAAGGACAAAUCCGGCGGAAAGCAUUCGAAAAAGAAGCGUUCCCGCUCUUCAUCGUCAUCGUCUAGCGACAGUCGGGAUUCGUCCUCUUCCUCGUCUUCUUCGUCAUCGUCGUCUUCAUCCUCUUCGUCGGAGUCGGACUCUAGCAGUGACCGAGAUCGAAAAUCCCGCAAAAAGUCGUCGAAUAAACCAUCGACCAGCAAACCCCAGGAAGCGACCUCUACUAGCAGCAGCAGCGGUGCUAUGAAACAGGAAAGUGUUAAGCUGGCGAAAGUGCCGUCUCUAUCGCCAGAACAUCGACGUCCGGUCAAAGAGAAAAGCCCCGCAAAGCCGAGUCCCAUCGUAGCGGAGAGGAAGAAAAGUCCACCUGCAGAACGGAACGAAAGACCCCGUAGCCACCGGAGCAGCUCCCGCGAUCGCUAUGACAGCAAGCGCAACGACAACAGGGACAGAGAUCGGCGCGAUCGCGACCGGGACCGGGACCGUGAUCGAGAUCGAUCAUCGCGACACCACCGAGACUACGAUGAUAGCCGGGAUCGACGGGACAAAUAUUCCGGCCGAGGCGGCGGUUACAAAGAGGACAAACGAGAUCGACGCGACAAAUACGAUCGAUACGAUCGGAAAGAUCACGAUCGUAGUCGCGAUCGCAAGGAUAAGCGAGACUAUGACAGGGAUCGUUACUAUCGACGAUCGUCGUCACGCGACCGCAAGAGGAAAACCAGCGAAGAUAAAUUCAAAAGAAGAUCGCGAUCGAGGAGCAAAUCUCCGAUCAAGAAUCCCAUGUCACCCAUUAAAACAGCACCUCCGGUCGUUAUUCCGCCAACAAAUUUACCCACUAGAUUUGUUCCCACUGUGAAACCUCCGCCGAUCAAUCCAGCUUUGAUCCCACCGCUAAUGGCCAUCAACGUAGGACCAAUUGACCUGCCUCUGCGCCCCGGAACCAGCAGUGAUCUUCCGAUCGACCAACAAAACACUCUUUCUCAUACUUCUUUGAUGCGCAGCACGGAGAAAGCCGCCCAGCUACAAAAGCUGGGAAUCGAUGUCCUGCUGCAGAACAAGAAAGCGACCGAAUCCGUUCCGUUGCCUUCGUACUACAAUCCGGGCGUCGUCAAUCCGGUCCGCUAUGCCGAUCAAGUACAAAAACGGAAGCUCCUGUGGGGCAACAAAACGGCCGAGAGCAAGGAGGUGUCCACCAACAUCAGCAAAUGGGAACAGGCCAAGUUCUCCCAGGACAAGGACGGCAAGAUGGCGUCCAAGUUCUUGCGCCUGAUGGGCGUCAAGGAUGGUCACAAACCGGCCCCGGCAGACGAAGCCAAACCGGGACCCAGCGGAACCGGGGACAGUAUCAAGAAGCAGGAGGAACUAUUUUCGACCAUGGAGCAGCAGUACGAAGUGGCCCGACAGGUGACGCACACGAUGCGGGGCGUUGGACUUGGCUUCGGAUCCCAGCCGAGGACCUUCUGAGAUGUUGCUCUUGGUUGUCGAAAGGUAGGCAUUCUUUCUAUAUGUAGCGAUUCUUAACCCAAAAUAGAAAUCUUGCGCCAAAUUCAUGAAAAUGAUGCAGGGUAAAAUAUAUGUCUAUGAAAUCCUGCUGCUGAAGCCUAGGAGAGAUCUCACGUGGGAUAGUGGUGGCCUAUUGAAGUUAGAGUAGGGUGCACCAGUUGACCAUUAUCCAACCUUCGAGAGAUCUGAACCAUCACAAAAAUUAUAUAAAAAUAAAAGUUUACACUUGCAAUAUUGACGCUGAGGCGUGUUUUCGAAAGUUGGAUGCAUGAUUACUGCACUGAAUUUUACAUAACAAAGAUGUAAUGAUCCAAAAUAUGGAUGCAAAAUAAAUACUGAAGCAAACCAA
Molecule: messenger RNA, 2244 nt
Organism: Aedes albopictus (Asian tiger mosquito)
Lineage: Eukaryota; Metazoa; Arthropoda; Insecta; Diptera; Culicidae
Product: arginine/serine-rich coiled-coil protein 2
Exons: 4
Coding region: 153-1856 (567 amino acids)
Source: RefSeq, a predicted model, not a curated record